AUGAAGUUUGAAACUUUAAAUAAAACAGCCUUAAUCUAUCUAUCUAUCUAUCUAUCUAUCUAUCUAUCUAUCUAUCUCAGCUUUCUGAUCAUAUCUAUCUAUCUAUCUAUCUAUCUAUCUAUCUAUCUAUCUAUCUCAUUAAUUCAUCUUCAUUUAUCUAUCUUUCUCUUCUUAACGAACAUUUGGUUGAUUGUUUAUUUUUUGUUUUUUUCUUUUGACGUUUUCUUUGAAUAUGCCCAUAUCUAUCUAUCCUAUCUAUCUAUCAUCUAUCUAUCUCAUUUCUUAUCUAUUCAACUAACUAGCUAUUGUUUUGUUCAUUGUUUUCUUUCUUUUUUUAGCCUAUUCAUAUCUAUCUAUCUAUCUAUCUAUCUAUCUAUCUAUCUCUCUGUUCCAGUCUACCCUUAUCUAGCUGUCCAUUCCAGUCUACCCCUAUCUAUCUAUCUAUCUAUCUAUCUAUCUAUCUAUUAUCUAUUCCAGUCUAACCUUAUCUAUCUGUCUAUUCCACUUAUAACCAUAUCUAUCUAUCUAUCUAUCUAUCUAUCUAUCUAUCUAUCUAUCAACUCUGAUCUUCAUGAAUUUAAAUGCAAUGUCAAUCGAUGUUUACCAUUACACUUUUACUUCUUAUAUCUAUCUAUCUAUCUAUCUAUCUAUCUAUCUAUCUAUCUAUCUAGCCUAGCCUAUUCAUAUCUAUCUAUCUAUCUAGUCUCGCCUAUACAUAUCUAUCUAUCUAUCUAUCUAUCUAUCUAUCUAUCUAUCUAUCUAUCUAUCUAUCUUUUUAUAUCUAUCUAUCUAUCUAUCUAUCUAUCUAUCUAUCUAUCUAUCUAUCUAUCUAUCUAUUUAUCUUUGUCCAUUAAUAACCUCUCUAUCUAUCUAUCUAUCUAUCUAUCUAUCUAUCUAUCUAUCCAGUCUUUUUAUAUCUAUCUAUCUAUCUAUCUAUCUAUCUAUCUAUCUAUCUAUCUAUCUAGUUUAGCAUUUUCAUAUCUAUCUAGCUAG
Molecule: messenger RNA, 993 nt
Organism: Acanthosepion pharaonis
Lineage: Eukaryota; Metazoa; Mollusca; Cephalopoda; Sepiida; Sepiidae
Source: the annotation of a GenBank genome assembly